Molecule: messenger RNA, 234 nt
Organism: Serpula lacrymans var. lacrymans S7.9
Lineage: Eukaryota; Fungi; Basidiomycota; Agaricomycetes; Boletales; Serpulaceae
Exons: 2
Coding region: 1-234 (77 amino acids)
Biological process (GO): GPI anchor biosynthetic process
Cellular component (GO): dolichol-phosphate-mannose synthase complex; endoplasmic reticulum membrane
Molecular function (GO): enzyme regulator activity
Source: RefSeq, a predicted model, not a curated record
AUGCUGCUGGUUGCUGCAUUCGUGUUCGUUUACUACACCUCUUGGGCUAUCAUCCUCCCAUUCUUUGACGCCACGAGCCCUGUUCAUGACUACUUCCCGGCGCGCGAAUGGGCCAUUCGUCUGCCAGCGUUCAUACUGGUUCUUGGACUGUCUGGUAUUGGGUUUUUCGUUGGGUCGACAGUCAUAAAAGAGAACCGGAAAAAGGCUCAGAAAGCCAGGUCACGGAAUGCCUAG